AUGCCGAGGUCUGCCUUGUCAGUCAUUUCCUUUUGUCACCGGCUUGGCAAACAGGAGAGAAAACAGAGCUUCAUGGGCAACAGCAGCAACAGUUGGUCCCACGCACCAUUCCCCAAGUUGGACCUGGGUCUGGGGUCCCGGCCUGUGGCGCCCCGGGAGCCGCCCGCCUGCUCCAUCUGCCUGGAGAGGCCGCGCGAGCCCAUCUCUCUGGACUGUGGCCACGACUUCUGCCCGCGGUGCUUCAGCACCCACCGUGUCCCUGGCUGCGGGCCGCCCUGCUGCCCCGAGUGCCGCAAGACCUGCACGCAGAGGAAGGGCCUCCGGGGCCUGGGGGAGAGGAUGAGGCUCCUGCCGCGGAGGCCGCUGCCCACCGCGCUGCAGGAGACCUGCGCGGUGAGGGCCCAGCCGCUGCUGCUGGUGCGUGUCAACGCCUCCGGGGGCCUCAUCCUGAGGAUGGGGGCCAUCAACCGCUGCCUGAAGCACCCGCUGGCCAGGGACACCCCCGUCUGCCUCCUUGCUGUCCUGGGAGAGCGGUACUCGGGGAAGACCUUCCUCCUAAACCACCUGCUUCAGGGCCUGCCCGGCCUGGAGCCCGGCGAGGGCGGCUGGCCGAGGGGAGGGUGCUCCGGGCAGGGUUUCCGGUGGGGAGCCAGCAGCCUCACCAAGGGCCUCUGGAUGUGGAGCCAUCCCUUCCUGCUGGGGAAGGGGGGGAGGAAGGUGGCCGUGUUCCUGGUGGACACGGGGGAUGCCAUGAGCCCUGAACUGAGCAGGGAAACGAGGACCCGGCUCUGCGCCCUCACCUCCAUGCUGAGCUCCUACCAGAUCCUCACGGCCUUCCAGGAGCUGAAGGAUACAGACCUGGAAUAUCUGGAGAUGUUUGUCCACGUGGCCGAGGUGAUGGGCAGGCAUUAUGGGAUGGUGCCAAUCCAGCACCUGGACCUCUUAGUUCGUGACUCAUCUCACCCCAGCAAGGCGGGGCAGGGGCAUGUAGGCGACAUCAUCAAGAAGUCGUCCGGCAAAUACCCCAAGGUUCAGGGGCUGCUCCAAGGAAGGCGAGCCCGCUGCUGCCUCCUGCCAGCUCCCAGGAGGCCGUGGGCGAGCAAAGGCCACGGAAGCCCGGGAGACACAGAUGAUGAUGCUGGCCACCUCCGCGCCUACGUGGCUGAUGUGCUGAGCGCGGCCCCCCUGCAUGCCAAGAGCCGCUGCCAGGGCUAUUGGAGCGAGGGGCGCCCCGCGGCCCGGGGGGACAAGCGCCUGCUCACAGGGCAGCAGCUGGCUCAGGAAAUCAAGAACCUCUCGGGCUGGAUGGGCAGGACGGGGCCUGGGUGCGCCUCUCCGGAUGAGAUGGCUGCCCAGCUGCACGACCUUCGGACGGUGGAAGCUGCCAAGAAGGAGUUUGAGGAGUACUUGCGGCAGCAGGACGUGGCCACCAAGCGCAUAUUCUCUGCGCUCCGGGUGCUGCCAGACACCAUGCGGAACCUCCUGUCGACCCAGAAGGACGCGCUCCUGGCUCGGCACGGGGCGGCCUUGCUAUGCACGGGGAGGGAGCAGACCUUAGAGGCCCUGGAGGCCGAGCUGCAGGCCGAGGCCAAGGCCUUCAUGGACUCCUACACCGUGCGCUUCUGCGGCCACCUGGCCGCUGUGGGCGGCGCCGUGGGCGCGGGGCUCAUGGGCCUGGCGGGGGGCGUGGUGGGCGCCGGCAUGGCCGCCGCGGCGCUGGCCGCAGAAGCUGGGAUGGUGGCCGCAGGAGCUGCAGUGGGGGCCACGGGGGCAGCUGUGGUCGGGGGAGGCGUGGGUGCCGGGUUGGCGGCCACGGUGGGCUGCAUGGAGAGGGAGGAGGACGAGAGAGUGCAGGAGGGGGACCGGGCGCCCCUGCUGCAGGAGGAGUGA
Lipotes vexillifer (Yangtze River dolphin) is the source of this 1890-nucleotide messenger RNA. RefSeq names its product ring finger protein 112 (gene RNF112). The record is from RefSeq and is a predicted model, not a curated record. The coding region runs from base 1 to 1890 and encodes 629 amino acids. Gene Ontology annotation, molecular function: GTP binding; metal ion binding; GTPase activity. The transcript has 14 exons. NCBI's taxonomy places the organism in Eukaryota, Metazoa, Chordata, Mammalia, Artiodactyla, Lipotidae.